GAAUGGCGCUUAAGGUUCUCAUUCUAUCCGCCUUCGUGGUUGGUGUCUUUGGUAGUUCACUGCCAUCCUACACUCCUGCACCAUCCUAUAAUGCUCAUGCUCCCACGGGACCAGCUCAGUACGACUUUAACUAUGCAGUGAAUCAUGAUUACUCCAAUAACGACUUCGGCCAUCAAGAAAAUCGUAAUGGAUACGACACUCAAGGAGCGUACUUUGUACUGCUUCCCGACGGCCGUGUACAGAGGGUAUCGUACAACGUGAACGGCGACUCUGGAUACGUUGCCCAGGUUUCGUACGAGGGAGAGGCUCAAUACGGCGCCCCAAGACCUUCCACUUCUUACCAGCCUGCUCCUGCUUAUGCUUAAACCUAAAGGUUAUCCUGAAUCCAUCGGAGUUGACAAUAUGAUAUUUAUUUACUAUGGUCACAAUAAAGUUCUAAUAAAU
Molecule: messenger RNA, 444 nt
Organism: Penaeus chinensis
Lineage: Eukaryota; Metazoa; Arthropoda; Malacostraca; Decapoda; Penaeidae
Product: pro-resilin-like
Exons: 3
Coding region: 3-365 (120 amino acids)
Cellular component (GO): extracellular matrix
Source: RefSeq, a predicted model, not a curated record